UCUGUGCUGCUUACAUGGGUCUUAUAAUUCAUAAAAACUCAGCCUUGUGCUAUGUGCAAUUUCCCGCCUGUGUAUACAUCCUGUGCUUAAUGAUAAGAAACAACUGGACCAUGCAGAAUGUGAGGGCAGCUGUACUGGAAACCUGUUUGGAAGGCAGCUUCUCUGAGGGGCUCCCUGACCUGUGGUGCUCAUACUGUCCCCUGCAAGAAAUGACUGCUAGUGUAGUGAGGUGGUGUGUAGUAGUGAGGAUAGCUCACUCUCACUUUUCCUUUUUCUGGAUUCCACCUUCGUGAUAGCAGCAUCUGGGUCAGCCUUUAGCCGUUCAGCCAUCAACAUGCAGCUCUUGGUCCGUGCCCAGGACCUACACACACUCCAGGUGACUGGUCAAAAGAUGGUCACCCAGAUCAAGGCUCAUGUGGCCUCACUGGAGGGCAUCAUGCCGGAAGAUCAAGCCAUGCUCCAGGCAGGUAAAUGGCUGGAGGAUGAGGCCCCCCUGGGUCAGGGUGGGGUGGAAGCCCUGGCCACUCUGGAUGUAGCUGGUCGCAUGCUUGGAGGUAAAGCCCAUGGUCCCCUAGCUUGGACUGGAAAAGUGAGAGGUCAGACUCCAAAGAUGGCCAAACAGGAGGAGAGAGAGGAGGAGGAAGGAGAGGAAGAGAAGAUGACAAGCAGGGUCAAGAAGCAGAUGCAGUACAAAUGGUGCUUUGCCAGUGUGGUGCCCACCUUUGGCAAGAAGAAAGGCCCCAAUGCCAGCUCUUGAAUCCUAUGCAACCCUGGCUUUCUCUAAUAAAGUCACUUUGCCCAAGCUAAAAAAAAAAGAACUGACUGCGACACACCUUGACGAUUGACCCCUGUUA
Molecule: messenger RNA, 854 nt
Organism: Cavia porcellus (domestic guinea pig)
Lineage: Eukaryota; Metazoa; Chordata; Mammalia; Rodentia; Caviidae
Product: ubiquitin-like protein FUBI
Exons: 2
Coding region: 335-757 (140 amino acids)
Biological process (GO): translation
Cellular component (GO): ribosome; cytosolic small ribosomal subunit
Molecular function (GO): protein binding; structural constituent of ribosome
Source: RefSeq, a predicted model, not a curated record